CUGCCACGCCGUGUUCACACCGCGCGCACAGCUCUGGCUUUCGUGGAGGCGAAUUCGAGCUCCCUCGCGGAUUCGCGGCAGCAAACUCCAAUUGGGUUCGACGUAGUGUUCCCUUCCAUGAUCCAAACGUGUGUUCGAGAUUUCAAUCUGAGUCUCCCGAUUGAUGCCGCGCACGUCGAGAACAUGAUCCGCGAUAGGGAAAUUGCGCUCGUGACCGGUCAGAAUCGCGACACCCGUGGUCGAAACGCCUACCUGGCCUACAUCUCAGAAGGAAUCGGGAACUCGUCGACUCGAGCUUGGGAAACGGCCAUGAAAUUCCAGAGGAAGAACGGUUCGCUUCUCAACUCGCCAUCAGCGACGGCCGCGGCUUUUGUUCGCCUUCAGGACGCAGGGGCACUUCGCUACCUCCAGUCACUGGUUCACAAUAAUACGGCUGAUCACGCAGUUGGAGCUCCAGCAGUUUCCCCUCACCAAAUUCAUGCCCGGCUCUGUCUGAUUGAUGCUGUGGAGAGUCUGGGGAUCGAUCGCCACUUUGUGGAAGAAAUUCAGACGAGCUUGGAUGAGAUCUACAAAUGCUGGCAGCAGGGAGAAGAAGAGAUAUUCCUCGACGCCACAACUUGUGCCAUGGCAUUUCGGAUAUUACGCCUCAAUGGACGCCAAGUCACGCCUGACGUGUUUGAUCGAUUCGCAGAGGGUCGAUUCUGGACCGAUACGAUGGAAGGGUAUUUGAAGGAUAAGAAAGCAGUGUUGGAGCUGCACAAAGCGGCCAGAAUCAAUGGCUGUCACGGUUCAACCAUCCUUGAAAGCCAGCAGAUGUGGACAGCCAAGUUCCUAACACAGAAAGACAAGCAGGAAGAAGAAGAAGAAGAAGAAGUAGAACAAUGA
This is a messenger RNA of Linum tenue, 885 nucleotides long. Lineage: Eukaryota; Viridiplantae; Streptophyta; Magnoliopsida; Malpighiales; Linaceae. The record is from the annotation of a GenBank genome assembly.